This is a messenger RNA of Verruconis gallopava, 969 nucleotides long. RefSeq lists its product as uncharacterized. Bases 118 to 390 code for a protein of 90 amino acids. The record is from RefSeq and is a predicted model, not a curated record. The transcript has 2 exons. Lineage: Eukaryota; Fungi; Ascomycota; Dothideomycetes; Venturiales; Sympoventuriaceae.
CUUCAGACGAGCGCCGUCAGGUCCUCCAGAACCUUGGCCAAAACCGGCAGAAACCUUACGCAGAGGAGCGAACACCUUGCUUCUAGCCGGAGUCGAGAUCCGCGGAUUUGGACUGCAAUGCAGGUGGCGAGCGUGUUGUCGGACCUGACGUCCCUGCGCGUCUGCGACGGCGCGGCGGCGCAGAAGCUGGUGAUGGCGUAUCGCGGCGCCGGGGCCAGGGAGGGUGCUGAGAGCGGCGCAGAGGAAGCUGAUCCGGACCUUCAGAGGGCGAAGGACCUUGUGGAUCUACACAACAAUGUCAAGGUCAAGCUCGAAGAGCAAGGUCUCGACCCGGAGCUGGAAGAGCUGCGGAGGAAAGUCGAGCGGCUUGUGGAAGGGCUGAGUGGAUGAAAAGGGGCAAGAAUCAUGGCCCAAGCAGAUGUACGGCACUCAUGCUGACUUGCGCUACUACUGCGAUUGCUCUUGCUCUGUGCGAGUGGCAAACAAGGCCAGGAUUCAUACUCAGGAUCAUUAACGCUCACACCGAAAUGACGGUGCUAAGAUUAGCUGUCUCGUUGAUGGAAGGAUAGAGUGUCGGCGAAAGGGGCUGGGCACGGCGUUAUCAAGGCAGAGUGAUGAGAUUACGCUACAUACAACGUGUGAAGAGACGCACAAAAUGAGCCUGCCACCACCCUGAACACAUGCACGCACAAGUGAAGCAGCAAUUCAAAAGAGAAAAAACAACAUAUGAGAGACAAUCGCUUUGUACAUGCACCGCUCACAAUGCAAGUCAUCUCGUAUUUCGUCAUGCCUACCCAUUGCCACGUGUUAAUUCGGGGAAGAAGAAAGAACGAGAUAUGCACGGGAAAGAUCACAUAUUACAAGGAGUUCAGAGAAGAGGAAAGUGGAUUGAACGCUAGGUAUUUGAAAACGUGUAUACUGAAUGAGAUACGUGAGAAUUACGGCUCAGAACCCAAAGGGAUUUUGCGG